Messenger RNA from Styela clava, 721 nucleotides. The record is from RefSeq and is a predicted model, not a curated record. Lineage: Eukaryota; Metazoa; Chordata; Ascidiacea; Stolidobranchia; Styelidae.
AUCGCCCGGUACUAGCAUGUUCUCGGGAAUGAAAAAUACAAAUCGCUGUUUACCUUCGAAGAAAUGGGAUGUGAAACCACCAUGCUGUCAAGCACCUUGUCCAUCCAGUGCCAAGAUGGAUGCUGUUAUCAUAAUGGAUUCGUCUGGCUCGGUGGGGGUAGCCAACAAUUGGGAAAUCAUGUUCACCUUUGUUCAAUCAUUGAUUAGAGCAUUUCCAAUAUCUCGGAAUUUAACGCGGUUUGCCAUGUUUCGGUAUCACACUUGGGUUGACGAAGUAUCUGCCACUCGCCUGGAAAAUUAUGACCGAUUGCUAGACGGAUUACUGUAUAACAUGAAGAAAAUAGGUUUUCCAGCAGGAAAAACUAGGACCGGAAUGGCUCUACGUUAUGCAGAAAACAAAAUAUUGAGAUCAACAGCAAAUCGGCCAGAUGCACGAGAUCUUGUCAUUUUGCUAACUGAUGGAAACCCCAUCGAUAAUGCGGAGAAUCCGGCAAAAAUUAUCAGGGGAAUGGGAAGAACGAUUAUUGUGAUUGCAAUCGCACCACGAUACGGCUCUCUGUCAAUGGAUAGAUUCUACGUUCUAGCGGGUGAUCCUUCAAAUGUUUUUCUGAUUGAUGGAUUUCGGCGGCUCGAUGCUGAACUUCUAAGAAAUCUGAUAAAUAAAAUUUGCAACGACAUAUGCAUAAAUACUGAAAUUAUUCAAUAAAUCAAUUUUAAUGUU